Molecule: messenger RNA, 516 nt
Organism: Gracilinanus agilis (Agile Gracile Mouse Opossum)
Lineage: Eukaryota; Metazoa; Chordata; Mammalia; Didelphimorphia; Didelphidae
Product: glucose-6-phosphatase catalytic subunit 1-like
Exons: 2
Coding region: 60-431 (123 amino acids)
Biological process (GO): gluconeogenesis; glucose 6-phosphate metabolic process
Cellular component (GO): membrane
Molecular function (GO): glucose-6-phosphatase activity
Source: RefSeq, a predicted model, not a curated record
CUGAAAUAACUCCACGUGCUUUGCUGAAGGGCCUACAGAAGUGCCAAGAGGAAGUGAGGAUGGAGGCAGGGAUGAACGUCCUCCAUGACUUUGGGAUCCAAUCGACCCGUUACCUCCAAGUAAAUUAUAAAGACUCCAAGGACUGGUUCAUCUUGGUCUCGAUGCUUGCAGAUCUCAGGAAUGCCUUCUAUGUCCUCUUUCCCAUUUGGUUCCAUGUUCGAGAGGCUGUUGGCAUCAAACUCCUCUGGGUGGCUGUGAUUGGAGACUGGCUCAAUUUGGUUUUUAAGUGGAUUCUUUUUGGACAGCGUCCGUACUGGUGGGUAUUAGACACUGACUACUACAUAAAUACAUCCGUGCCUGUGAUAAAGCAGUUCCCCAUCACCUGUGAGACUGGACCAGGUGAGAUUCCAGCUCUCAUCUCUCAUUGCUGACUUUGUACAAUCAGAAAUGUGAUAAUGACUUUAAAUGGAAUAGAAACUGGUCACUUACUAGGAUCAAAUAAAGUGUACCUCAAAA